CCCUUCGCCCUCAUGUGCUUCUGCCACUACAACAUCUGCCGGGCCGUGCGGCUGGCCGAGAGCCGUGUGCGGCCCCUCACCACCUAUGGGCACCUGCUGCGGGCCUACGGGGAGAUGCGCACGGCCACCACUGUCCUCAUCAUGAUCGUCUCCAUCAUCUGCUGCUGGGGUCCUUACUGCAUCCUGGGGCUGGCCGCCGCCGCUGGCCACGUGCCCUUCUCGCCCACCAUGGACGCCGUAGCCAGUGGGAUGGCCUGGGCCAAUGGUGCCAUCAACCCCCUCAUCUAUGCCGCCCGCAACCCCAACAUCUCUGUGCUGCUGCGGCGAAGCCGUGAGGGUGGCUACAGGACUAGGAACAACGUGGCAGCCUACAUCUCAGCCCCAGGCUGCCAGCCAGAGCCCUGGAGCCGAGCUGACCGUGUCCGGGAGCGCUACAUCAACCAGCACAGCGGCCCCCCAGGCAGUGCCCCAUCCUUGUCCAGCCCAGCAAGUGGAGGAGAGGUGGCCAUGUGGGCCUGCAAGAACCCUGCCGUCCUCUUCUGUCGGGAUGGGCAGCCAGACACUAUCUCUGAGGCCACCUUGCAGGCCAAAGUGGACACCGUUGACACCAGCCUCUGA
Mesitornis unicolor (brown roatelo) is the source of this 618-nucleotide messenger RNA. RefSeq names its product G protein-coupled receptor 135 (gene GPR135). Gene Ontology annotation, molecular function: G protein-coupled receptor activity. Lineage: Eukaryota; Metazoa; Chordata; Aves; Mesitornithiformes; Mesitornithidae. Gene Ontology annotation, cellular component: membrane. The transcript has a single exon. The annotation marks the transcript as partial. Gene Ontology annotation, biological process: G protein-coupled receptor signaling pathway. The record is from RefSeq and is a predicted model, not a curated record.